Molecule: messenger RNA, 1930 nt
Organism: Polistes dominula (European paper wasp)
Lineage: Eukaryota; Metazoa; Arthropoda; Insecta; Hymenoptera; Vespidae
Biological process (GO): arachidonate secretion; phospholipid metabolic process
Molecular function (GO): A2-type glycerophospholipase activity
Source: RefSeq, a predicted model, not a curated record
AUAUCAUUAAUAAGUGAUAAGUUGAAUAUUCUUUGUAUUAUUCAUAAAUAUUCAGUUAACGAAUGUCUCUCUUACAUGUUUUAUCUUCAUGCAAUUUUCCAAUUUAUUGAUUGAAGCUAGCAUAAUUAUUACUAUCAAUAAUCUUUAUGUAAGUAAUAGUACAUAUUCUUAGAAAUACUGUGCAAUAAACGGUAAGAACUUGACUUUGUUAGAGACGCUGAUAGAUUGUAAUUUUAUUCCACGAACGCGUCAUGUCUUAUUUCUUAGUCUUGACAUGUAAACAUUUCCUGUUUAUUUUUCUUUUUUACCCGUAUACUUUAAGUUAUGUCAUUCCAAUACAAAAGGUAUAAAACUACUGAUUGUGAGGAAAAUUUGAAUAAAAAUAAUAGAAUUCAUUACAUGUUUUUAAAUAAUUAAUUGUCACGGAAAUAGAAUAUUUCUAAUUUCUAUGUUAAUUUCAUCUAGUUACUGUAUCUAUUUAUCAGGUUUUUAUCCCAACUGUUAUUACUAUUUAACAAAUAUAUUUCCUGUAUUUAAAAAGAAAAACAGAAAAAAACAAGACUACAAAAAAUUGAUGAUAGAUGAUCAAUCUUAACCAUUGUUGUUUAUAUCGUUAAAAGAGGUAAUAGUGUUUUUUUCGUUUAUUUAGAUAUUUGCACAAUUGUUAAAAGACUAAUAUUAAUGGAAUUAAUUCCGUAUGGCUGAGUCAGUUGGUAGAAUAAAAGUUGCAGAAUUGUUUCUGAACGAACAGUUCACAUCCAACAGAGUCAAGCGAUCUGUGACUUGACUUCUUAUUUCACUGAAAGAUAGAUAAUAUUUUACCAAUCAACAAAAUGCUCUACUCACGUUUUUUUCUAUUAACGUUUUUAAUAAUCUUAACGAUCGACCAAAGUAGAGGGGUAGAAUUUGGAUCGAUUUUUGGUCUCGGCAAGAAUGUUGAUAAGAUUGAAAAUCAUGAAGAAAAUAAACUCGAACACGAGCCUAAACAAAAGGUCGAGCAGAAUAAAUUAAUCAAUUUUAUACCGAUUUUUGAUUUUGGUAAAAAUGUUGAUAAAAAUGAUGGUAAAAAUGAUGAUAUAAAUAUUGAUAAUAUAAAUAUUGAUGAUAUUAACAAUCAAGGAGAAAAUAAACUUGAAUACGAAGAACCUGAAGAAAACUUCGAAGUUAAUCAAGUUUCUACAAAGCUUUCCACAGUUGAAGAAUUUCUUAGCACACUUUUAAUACCGGUCGAAGCUUUGGGAAAUGCAAAUAAAAUAUUUGGAAAAGGUGUACAGCAAAUUAUAUCGAAAAUACCGGAUAAACUUAAGGAUCCAAUUAAAGGAUUUGAAAUUAAUAAUAAGACCAACUUAGGAUACGGUCAAUUUUUGAAUUCAAUUUCUGAUAGAUUCAGAGCUAUUUAUCCAGGUACCGUUUGGUGUGGUGAUGGCGAUAUAGCAAAAAACGAUGAAGACCUUGGUUUCUUUGCAAGUACAGAUGCUUGUUGUAGAGAUCAUGAUAAAUGUUCCAGUAAUAUUAAUGCAGGCGAAACGAAAUACGGUCUUAAAAAUGUUGGACUUUUUACGAGGUCACAUCGUUCAUGCGAUUCUGCAUUUUACAAUUGUUUAAAAGGCGCUAAAUCAAUCAUAGCCACCAAAAUUGGAAUAACUUAUUUCAACAUUUUGAGUCCGCAAAGUUUCGACGAGGAUUAUCCUAUUGUAAAAUGCAACAAGUAUUCUGGCCUUAUCAACAAGAAAUGUAUCGAUUAUAAACAAGAUUUACAUGCAGAUAAGAAAUAUCAAUGGUUUGACAAUCCAUUUUUUUAAAUUCAAAUUAUUUGGCAAUAUUUGAAAGUUGUUUUAAAUUUGUAAAUAAGUAUUCUAUUGUGUAUGUUAAUGUACUUAUUAGUAAUAAUUGAUACUUGUUUAAAAAUGUUUAAGCAAUUUUAACCCAA